AACAGAAAACAGACUACUUGUCGCAUCGCAGUGUUGAGUAUUUCGUGGCUGUGACAGAUUUCCUAACCUAAAUAGUAGUGAAUUUUAAUGAUUAACAUCUCAGACACGGGACAGAGUAAAGCUUUUUUCUGUCAGAUUCCUUCGUUUUAUGCAAAAAUGCGCUAAACGAAACGUGACGAUAAUCUCUAUUAGUUAACUUUCUCGUCAAGGAACAAUAUAAGCAUGAUUUUCGGGAUGAUCUUGCGAUCGAUUGUAUAACGUAACAACGCAAACAUAACCUCAAUAUGCUGUCCGAGGUGGACGUGUUUAUUAGCAAUUACACGUUGGUCGAUCCCGAGAUCUAUCAGCUGUGGGUCGACGGACAUACUUCUAGUGACGCAGUUAACAUUCUACAUCAACGAGGAAUCUGUCAGCAGACCAAUGCGCCGAUCGAACUGGUUGCAUCUGAUAUCCUCGAUCACUAUCGCACCUAUGCUUUACUCGAGAAACUGCUUCACACUCCUACGAAACUCGCCAGUGAACAGUUAGCCUUUCAAAUCGAACCACAGACCAGUCAAAUGCUCAUAGAAAUGUAUUACGAAUUUGAUGAUGUCGUUAUACGCGAGUUACUGGGAAAAAAGAUAACAUCCAAAAGUAGAAAGGAUAUGGACGAGGUAGCCGAAAAGACAGGAAUUACGUUGAAGAGCUGUAGAAGGCAAUAUGACAAUGUGAAAAGAGUGUUUAAAACUGUCGAAGAUUUGCCAGGCUCUCUUGCAACCAAUAUCAAACAACAUUUCUUACUUUCUGAAGAUCUUGCUAAACGAUACGCUGCAGUGGUGUUUAUAGCAUGCCUGCGAUUUGAAAUGAAUAAAAGAAAAUUACAAUUUUUAACGUUUCCUGAUCUAUACCAUUGUGCUAAUAGUAUGAUGUCAUCAUGGACAUAUCGAUGUGUCGGAUCCGAAUACUUUGAUACGGACUUGGACAGGGAAUUCUUACAGGAAUUAUCAGAAUGCAGAGUUCUUCUAGAAAACGAUAAACAUCACAAACAUUUAGUAUGCCUUAAGCUCAAACCAAUGCUUCUCGAUCGAUCUUAUCAAGAACUGGAUACAAACUUCCGUUCGUAUUCGAGAGCGAUUCUCUGUAUUGGAUGCAACUUGCAUAGAUCACGAGAAGUGAGAUUUUUCUUUUUGGAAUUGGUGGAGAGAUGUAUUGAACCUUGGCGACAAGUCAAUUGGACGCAUUCUGAUCUACGGAAUUUCUUAGCUGUCUAUACACAGUGCGCUCUUGACAUGGAUGUACUUAGAGAAGGCGAAUUAAGAGAUGCAUUUGAACGUUAUAUGAUGGUAGUGACAUGUUGUCUAUUACGUAUGUAUCAUACAUAAUUAUCAAUGUAAAAAAAUUAAUAUAUAUAUUAAUAAUAUACAAGAUGUUCUUUCGGCUGUAGCAUAGUUUUUGAAAUACUUCUGAUGAAUUAAGAACAAAAUAUUUCUAAUACAAAUUUCUAAUAAAGAAUUAAUUGC
This is a messenger RNA of Acromyrmex echinatior (Panamanian leafcutter ant), 1499 nucleotides long. RefSeq names its product acidic fibroblast growth factor intracellular-binding protein (gene Fibp). Lineage: Eukaryota; Metazoa; Arthropoda; Insecta; Hymenoptera; Formicidae. The record is from RefSeq and is a predicted model, not a curated record. Gene Ontology annotation, cellular component: nucleus.